CAUGGACAUAUUUGGUACUGGCGCAGUAGCCAGCUACUAUAGAUGUUCAAGGGGAUGCGUCUACAGCUAUGCAAUAUUUAUAUUGUUGUUUAGAGAGGUUGUUGGGAGGUGCACCGGGGGUUUCAUUAACCUCAGUUUCUUACUGGACCUGGAAUAAGAUUGGGAUCCUUUUGAGAUGUGAUUAACUUUAUUUUUUCGUACUAGUUGCAUGCUAAAAAAACUUGAUAGCAUUUGCUAACCGGCUGGCAAAAUGUGUUUGACAGCUAGGGAACAUUGCCUAACCAGCUAGCUACAAGGUUAGCUAUAGCUAGCUAGCUAGCCACCAAUGACGAGAAUUGGAUUUGUUUGACAACUUGGUAAUAGCUAAUGUUAACUUCAAACAAUUUUGAAAGUAUCUGAAUUCUAAGAAACGUAACGUUGAAUAGUGUUGGUUGUAAAACUAUCUAGUCAUUUGCCAGAUUGAGUAUGCAUUGGGCUAGCAGCUAACGUUAGCUUGCUUGCUGACAGCAACUUGAAUUUGCAGCGUUGUUGCACAAUGUUAGCUACAGAUUACAGAAUGUGCAAUCAGGAAAAUGACCCAUGUUACACUUAUUUUAUAUAUAUUUUUAUAUUUUUGUUGCAGUAGUCUAAAAUAGCUGUUCUCAAACCUCACCUCGGGGACCACCAGACGUGUCAAAAUUGUGUUGUCCUUUGUAACGUUAGCACACCAGAUUCAUUUAAGUUAAUUAAGGGCUUGAUUAAUUGGCAAGUUUAAUCAGGUAUACUAGCUUUGGAAAUGCAUGGAACUUGCGGGAGGUCCCAGAGGAGAGGUUUGAGAAUCACUGCUGCAGGGAAGAGUGAGGACAACCUAUUUAUUUGUACUGCACUCAUGUCAAAAUAGGCUUACUUUUUUUUAUUGACAUAAGUUAACCAUUGAGCCUUGUUUAGUGGAGCAAAGGAAAUUAUUAUUUUGUCUCAUCUCUAUUUUCAAGAAUGUUCAGGAGUCCACAAAUUCUGGCCUUGACAUGCCCUGUCAGAACGCUGCUGCUGUCUGUCAGAGACCCCUGCGUGCCUGCCCUACCUGAACUCGCCUGUCAUAGGUGGAAUGGACCCAAAGCAGGGAUAAGUCUCUGUCAGGGGGAUGGAGGGAAUGGUGGAGGGAAGGAGGCAGUGCCCCUCUCUUCAGCCAUCUCUUCACACCUUGUUAGCAGAAGCACCUCUGGUUGUGAAAGCUGUCUCCUAAACACCGCACCUCAACACCCCUUACAAAAAGCCACCCCUCCCAACCGACCUCAAUUGUCUCAGGACUCUAGCUUUGUCUCUUUGAAACAUACACCACGGCUGCCGGUGAUAGUAGCAUGUGACCCUUGGAAAACCACUUCAUUGGAACAUUUGGACAAUUCCAAAGCCAUCGAAUGUUCUAGCGACCGUAAGUGCCUUCUACAAAGGAGGCAAACUGGCAAUGGUAGCCAAUGUUUGUCUGCUGAGGUGAAGGUCAACAUCACAUUCAGUGUUAAAAGUGGCAAGAUUCACAAGGACAUUUUUCACAGACUGCUUGUGUCCACACCCAAACAGUGGACUGUGGAUCCCCAGCGACUCCUUUCACUCCAGAGCCACGGCCUGCACCAGUCUGCUGCCUCCGGCCCUGAGGGUGCCCUGAGGGAGUGCCUUUCGCUGGUGAACGAGGCGCGCUGCCGGCAGAGCCUGGAGCCUAAUGUGGCUCUCUAUGAGAAAUAUGUCCGGGGGGAAAGGGGACCCAGUGAGGCCCAGGGGAAGUGGGCGUCUGUGCUGGUCUCUCUUUGCUCUGUGGAGGGAGAGCCCGCCUUCCUGUUCACCCUUAGAUCCACAGCACUGAAGGGCAGACACAAGGGCGACGUCAGUUUUGCAGGAGGCAAGCGUGACCCCUCGGACAAGGACGUUGUGGACACCGCCCUGAGAGAAGCUUGUGAGGAACUGGGCAUCACUGUGGCAACAAACCAAGUGUGGGGUGUGCUGAAACCAAUCCAGGAUAUGUCGGGAAUGAUGAUAGCCCCUGUACUGGCCAACCUCGGCCCCCUGGAGGCGCUGUCGUUCAAGCCAAAUCCUGCCGAGGUAGAAGAGAUUUUCACCCUGUCGCUCUCCCACGUAUGCAGUCCCCAGAAUCAGGGAUACACCCACUUCCGUACCGGUGAGCGCUACGGAUACACCCUGCCCGUGUUCCGCAACGGGAAGCACCGCGUGUGGGGCCUCACUGCCGUGGCCCUCGAACACACGCUCAAACUCAUCGCGCCGCCAUGACAACCAAUCAUUGCAGCCAUCACUACUGUUUCUUUGUAAAGUAUAGUGUAUGUGUGAUUACAGAAUAAUUUGAUUAUUUGUUUCAUAUGUGAAAUUGAUCAUUGGGGCUUAUGUAUCAAUUGAGGACUUCUUAUAAUCAGUGUAUCCCAUAUACUGUAAGCAUACAUGUCAGAAGUGAUAUAUUGAAUAAAUGAGAUAUCAGGUAGGGUCAUGUAAGGAACAAUCAACUUCCAUGUCAAAGCCACUUUGGAUUGUACUGUCACUAUAUUUUGUCAUGCUGACAUAAAAAUCUGAGGUUCUCCCUGGAAAGGUAAAAUCUUUACAGUUCAUUCAUUCACUAACCGUAUGAAGGUAAGGCACCAUGUUUUGCAAAACAUCAAGCUACAGUAUGUCAAAAUCAGCAUUGUUUUAAUUAAUAUGUACAUUCAUUUUCUAUUCCCACGUUAACUCCAACCGGUUCUGUUCCAUACAUCUGUGUUCUGCUGUACAAGGUUAGAACCAUAUAGAGUCUGCAGAAAUGCAACAUUGUGAUUAUUUUUGUAUGUAAAGGUCCUUUGAUGAUGAUCAGUGUCCAAGCGAGACUGCAAGACUCCCAAGAUUCCUUGAAAAGAUUGGAGCUUUGAUGGUAUUCUUAAGAGUUCUUAUAGUCCUGUGAUGGAUUCAUCUCAUAACUAUGGUUGUACUGUAGCAAAUGAAUUGGGCAGGUGCUAUACUUCAAGGGAUGGAGCACUCCAUAGGGUCUUGGGAGUCAGGCAGCAGGUGGCAGUUGAAGGGCCAGCUGAAGGUGAAGACGUCCCGGGCCUGACUACACUGCUGCGCUGCCCAGGAGCACACUGACCGGCAGGGCUGCAGUGGGGCAUGAACAUCCCACACACCAGCCUGCGCAGGGGCUGGAAACACGCCAGCUCCAUCAGCACCUGGUAAUAACCACAAACCACAGAGGAGAGAGUUAUAGAGCGGCUGUACAGUAUCUACCUCCAUCAGAAUCAAACACCUAAAGGUCUGCACAUCCCUUUUAUGGUCUUUUUCAGUGUGUAGUUGGUUUAUCGUGGAUGAAACAGCAUAUUGCUAUGCACCAGUGGAGGCUGUUGACGGGAGGGGGGCUCAUAAGAAUGUCUGGAAUGGAAUGGUAUGAAACACAUGAACACCAUGUGUUUGAUUCCAUUCUGGCCAUUAUUAUGAGUCGUCCUCCCCUCAGCAGCUUCCACUGCUAUGCACCUACAGUAUAUUAUGUUACAAACAAUGUUCAAGUUAACUAAAAAUACAUUAAAGAAAAAUGUAUAUUG
Molecule: messenger RNA, 3542 nt
Organism: Salvelinus fontinalis (brook trout)
Lineage: Eukaryota; Metazoa; Chordata; Actinopteri; Salmoniformes; Salmonidae
Exons: 4
Coding region: 973-2256 (427 amino acids)
Molecular function (GO): coenzyme A diphosphatase activity
Source: RefSeq, a predicted model, not a curated record